AUGGAGCCACCAGGACCUGAGGAAGAAGGAGGUGGCUGCAGCUCAUCAAUAACAUUAUCGCCACCUGCAUCAUCUAUUCAUGUAGAGGGAAGAGAGCUGUUUACACAUUGUCCUUCUGAACUCCGUGUAAAAGUAGGAGAAACGGCUACAUUCACUUGCAAUAUUACAGCACUGGAACACAAUCCUAAGGAUUUUAACUGGUACAGAGAGCAGAAUAACAAACAAGAAAAAAUUGCAGACUUAAAGGCUGGGCAAAAUGAUAAACUGACUAUCAAUGUGUCAUGGGACCUGAGAAUAGCAACACUGCGCAUACAAAAAGUUACCCUGAAUGAUAGUGGAAACUAUUAUUGUGUACAUGUGAAUGUAACGGAAAGUAGUAACUUCAUUACCAGCAGAAGAUCCGAGUUGAUUGUAGAAAGUCACCCAAGUACUGUGACGGAAGCUAAAGAUCCAACCAAUCAAAAAGGAUCACCAGACAAUGUAGCUUCAUUAAAAACAACCAUGAUUUCUACCUCAAUCCUUCUGACUCUCCUCUUGCUGCUACUUAUUGGCCUUGCCAUCUUUCUGGUGUGGCACAAACAAAAAGCCAUGUACAUAAAAGAUCUGCAGUCUGCAUUUAGAUUCGCAGUACAGACGGCUUUACUGCAAGGCAAAAUAGAACUCACAGACCCUGCCAGAAAGGGUCUGUUCACCCAGUGUAAAUGUAAAUGCUCUGGACAGUUUUCUGAAACAAAAAAUGUUCUGUAUGGAAGGGACACAGGAUCCAGGACAGAUGGCAGGGGAAAUAAACCAUCACAGCCACAAGUGAGGAAUCUGGAGAACCCUCCUCAGGAUCCUACCGUUUACACUGUAGACUAUGGAGUGUUAGAAUUUGGGAGUAGCGAGCCCUACAGAAAUUCAGCAGAUCUGUGCGUAUUGGACCAAGUUGAAUACGCUACAAUCAUAUUUCCACAGGAAAAGCCAACUAUGGAAGAUCAUAGGGACAGGACAGCCUGAGACUGCAAUAUCGGGCUGAUAACACACUGUUCUGAUUGUUUAUUUAAGUGACAUAAGCUGCUCUGACAGCAAUAUCUGGUUCUGACAACUGUAAUGAUCAUUUCUGAGCAACACCAUUUCAUUGCUGAAACAAAAACUUGGGUUUUGUACAGUAGAUAGCAGUCUCUCAGCCAACAUACUAUAUGUUUUCCUCCAUUUCAAACAUUAGUUUAUUACAUUCAGUGGGUCUAUAAGAAAUAAUAGACAGGAAAUUACGUAUGUAGUUAUAUACCCUGAUGUGAUGUGGGAAGAUUGCGUGAAAUACAUCUGGGAAAGCAACAGACAUGCCCUGAGUCCUUAACAUACGAAUGUGUAUUAAUCCUUUCUCUACCAAGUAGAAAAUUUGCCUUGAGAAUAACUAUACUCAGACUCCUGGCUGAAGCGCAUUUGCCUUCUUAGAACUUAAAAAUUAUUGCAGUGUACUUUGUAUA
Messenger RNA from Pseudophryne corroboree (corroboree frog), 1466 nucleotides. RefSeq lists its product as uncharacterized. The coding region runs from base 1 to 996 and encodes 331 amino acids. Lineage: Eukaryota; Metazoa; Chordata; Amphibia; Anura; Myobatrachidae. The transcript is spliced from 7 exons. Gene Ontology annotation, biological process: negative regulation of immune response. Gene Ontology annotation, cellular component: membrane. The record is from RefSeq and is a predicted model, not a curated record.